GGUUAUCCGCAGCACUUUCCUCACCCUGUCACAGUGAUAAUCAGUGCCCUGCAGUUCCACCCAGCAGUGCCACUCACCAGUGCCCAGCAGUGUCACCUAUCAGUGCUCCCCAUCAGUGCCACUCAUCAGUGCUGCCCAGCAGUUUCGCCCAUCAGUGCCCAGCAGUGCCACCCAUCAGUGCCGGCAUUCCGCCCACCUGUGCCCAGCAGUGCGCCCACUAACUCCGCCCCACCUGUGCCCAGCAGAUCACCCACCUGUGCCUAGCAGUGCACCCACCUGUGCCCAGCAGUGCAUCCAC
Molecule: messenger RNA, 298 nt
Organism: Staurois parvus
Lineage: Eukaryota; Metazoa; Chordata; Amphibia; Anura; Ranidae
Source: the annotation of a GenBank genome assembly